AUGGCAAACCUCGUGAAACAUGGAUUACAUGAUACCGCGACUCGACCCACUACAGAUUCACAAUGGACCCACUGGAAAAGCUUCCCUACAACAAUAGCAUGUAAUGAGUUACCACCCCGAGAAGUCAUUCCCCUCUCAAUCAAGGAUGUUUGUCCGACUUUGUCGAGAUGUUCUGGCUCAGUCCAUUCAAGUGAGAAAAAUGCCUGCACCGAUGACGACAAAUGCGAUGUGACCAAAGCUAUUCCACUAAUGGUCGAGCUGUUCUUUUACAAGCUCGGUUUUACCAUGGUAGAUGUAUUUUGUGGUCCCGACAGGUGCCCCAGGGGUUCUUACAGUGGAUGCGAAAUGGUUGACCAAUUUAAAAGCAUUCCCAUACAAGUGAAAUGGAUGAACGCAUUUGUCAACAUGAUGCCAGAAAGUAGACCUUUUGAAGCCUUUUAUAGAGAUGCUGUUAGAAGGAGGGCGUACUCUCGAAUAGAUGAAGCCAUGCGGAGUAUUAGCGAAAACGAAAACACCUUUUCAGAUGCUAGAUUUGCAUGUGAUGAAAUCGAAGCGGAAGCAGCCUGCCAGUUUUUGACAAUUCGACCACAUUACUUGCUGCUGAAAAAAAUGAGGGAACAAAGACUUCAACCGGGACACCUAGGAUUUACGAGAGAUCUUACACUUCACGAGAAUGUUGACCAUGCUAAACUGAUUGGACUGAAACAGGAUACCAUUAAACACACCGAGUUGUUAAGCGCCAUAAAUCAGCUGGAUAGCAACCUACAAGUUCACAUCCAAGGAAUUUCUUCUUAUUUCAAAGGAAUCGCUCAGUAUGAAAAAGGGAUUGCAAACGCCGACAAAGACUUCAUAAAUGGCAAACUUACAAGCUUUGAAACAGAAUUUACCAGACUUCAAGAAAAGGUACACACUGACCUUAGAGAUACAAUGAUUGCUAUGGAGACACUACUGGGUAUUGAGUUGGCUGAGGAGACCGUAGCGUUGGGUACAAAAAUAGCGGCAGAGGCAAAUCCUUUAAAAGCCAUAUUCAGUGGUGUAGAUGAAAAGGGAGUGCGAGAUCAAACAAAAGUUGUCGCUGACUUGGCAGCAGAUCUCGUACACGGAGGGGCACUUAUUGCAAAGUUAUUCGACGUUAAGGACGAUACAAUGGAGAUUGCUCUUUGCCUGAAAGAUAACAAAGAACAAAUAACAAACUUGAUUAAAGUAGUCGACAGUAUCAAGGACAGCCAUUCAGAAAAUGUUGGAUACAACGCCGAAGGGUUUGUCGAACAGUAUGCUGCCUACACCCCUAAAGUAGACCGGCACCGCAUGGAACAAAACAUUGCCAUGUAG
Porites evermanni is the source of this 1332-nucleotide messenger RNA. NCBI's taxonomy places the organism in Eukaryota, Metazoa, Cnidaria, Anthozoa, Scleractinia, Poritidae. The record is from the annotation of a GenBank genome assembly.